This is a messenger RNA of Ilex paraguariensis (yerba mate), 782 nucleotides long. NCBI's taxonomy places the organism in Eukaryota, Viridiplantae, Streptophyta, Magnoliopsida, Aquifoliales, Aquifoliaceae. The record is from the annotation of a GenBank genome assembly.
AUUAAUCUGUGUACUUUAUGAGUACUCUUGAACAAGAGACUAAAAAGAUGAAGGAAAGAAAGAAGCUUUUGGUAUUCAUUUAUGUUCUCAUCUUUCUCUUCCAAGUUGUGAAUCCAACAAAUUCAGAAAGACCAUGGCCUCAGGCUAAGGCUAAGAGCAAGCACUUUGUGUUGGUUCAUGGGGCAUGCCAUGGAGCCUGGUCUUGGUACAGGGUAGUGCCACUGCUAAGAUCAUUAGGACACACUGUCACAGCUCUUGACUUGGCUGCUUCUGGGAUUGAUCCAAGGCAGUUGAAUGAUAUUCCCUCUGUCUCCGACUACAUCGGUCCUUUGUCGGACUUCAUGGCUGCUCUUCCCCGGCAUCAGAAAGUGGUACUUGUCGGUCACAGCCUUGGCGGCUGGGCACUUUCUCGAGCCAUGGAGAGGUUUUCAGAGAAAAUUUCUGUUGCUAUUUUUGUCACUGCUGGAACACCUGGUCCAACUCUCAAUAUUUCCACCCUCGAGCAAGAGUGGAUCAAAAGAUUCGGUCCUCAACUGGACAAUCAUUACACAUAUGGUGAUGGACCUAACAAACCUCCAACCGCCUUGCUACUCGGACCCUUGUUCUUAGCAGCAAGAUUGUAUCAACUCAGCCCCAUUGAGGAUUUGACACUUGCAACCACGUUGCUGAGACCGAGACGUUUGUAUAGUGACAAAGACCUGUCAAAAGAGCUAAUGUUAACGAACGAAAAUAUGGUUCGGUUAACAGAGUUUUUAUCAUGGUUAGUGAAGAUCAAUUGUUAA